AUGGUGCCCAUUUUCGCGGAAGGUACCUCCCUUGCCCAUCAAGUUACGGAAGCAAAUGCAAUCACUUCGAUUUCGAAGAACAACGAUGACGCCUACGACGCCCACUUCAAGGUCGUAACCAUACCCACGAACAUCCCGGAUGUCCUCUGCACGCAGCUCAAUCGUGCCAUCGACACGAGCGAGGAACCUCAGAAUUUACCAAUUACUUUCAUGUCCUUGGAACGAGAAGGGUGUGUAGAGGAUGACAUUUUCCAUUGUAGCAGUAAUUGGCCUGUUCCCUUGCGUCGGCGCGGAGCCCUCAUCUCCGAAUCCGAAAGGAGGUGUACCCGUGUGCGGUGCAUUUCUGACAUAAUGGAUCGUGAUUAG
Molecule: messenger RNA, 366 nt
Organism: Echinococcus granulosus
Lineage: Eukaryota; Metazoa; Platyhelminthes; Cestoda; Cyclophyllidea; Taeniidae
Exons: 3
Coding region: 1-366 (121 amino acids)
Source: RefSeq, a predicted model, not a curated record